UAGCAUCUCUCCCACUCUCCCACAGAGACCAUGAUGACUGUAUGGGCAUCGUGACAGGUCUCCGUCUCUGGCAUUCCCAGCAGCUUCCCGGUGGUCUCCAGGGACUGGUCCUCAACCCCAUCUUCAAGGAGAACCUACGCAUCGCGCUCCUCGGCGGGGGUAAGGCAUGGGCUGACGACACCAGCCAACUGGGACCGGACAAACACGCCCGAGACAUCACCUCACUGGACAAGUACGCCAUGGAGCGGUGGGAGGUGAGUCAGAGGCACUGCUACUGCCCCACAGUUCAGUUUA
This is a messenger RNA of Amblyraja radiata (thorny skate), 294 nucleotides long. RefSeq names its product general transcription factor IIH subunit 4-like. Gene Ontology annotation, molecular function: ATPase activator activity. NCBI's taxonomy places the organism in Eukaryota, Metazoa, Chordata, Chondrichthyes, Rajiformes, Rajidae. The transcript is spliced from 2 exons. The record is from RefSeq and is a predicted model, not a curated record. Gene Ontology annotation, biological process: nucleotide-excision repair. The annotation marks the transcript as partial. Gene Ontology annotation, cellular component: transcription factor TFIIH core complex.